AAAAUCGCAUAUAAACCAGUGUCAUUUGUUAUUCUCACCACCCUUAUAACUCAGUCACAAGAACGUUUCUCAUCUCUAUCUCUCCGCCUGUCAUUAAAAAUAUCACAACAACAACAAGAAGAAGAAGCUCUGAUUCAACUGAAGAGCAGAGGAAGAAUUCAAAGAACAAAAACAUGGGUAAGGGCAUGUCAAUUCUAUUGGUGAUUUGUGCGGUGGUGUUUUUGAUGGUGAUUUCGUCGAAUGUGGAAGCUUUUGGAGAACACAACUUGGAUUGGAUGCCGUCUUCGUUUGGUGAAGGGACAAUCGGAGAAUCUUUGGAAAUUGAAGAGUUUCAGAUGGAUUCAGAGAUUAGUAGACGUAUUCUAGCAACGACGAAGUAUAUUAGUUACGGUGCAUUGAGGAGGAAUACUGUUCCUUGUUCAAGAAGAGGUGCAUCUUACUAUAAUUGUAAACCAGGUGCUCAGGCUAAUCCUUACAGCCGUGGGUGCAGCAAAUUGAGCAGAUGCAGAAGUUAGUAAAAGAAUUUCAUUUCUUUUCUCUCUUUUGGGUUGAUUAUACUGGUGGAUUUAUGGUGGUGGUGGUGGAGGUGAUUUUGAUCAGAUAAGAAACAAAAUAUAUAUGUGAUGAUGAUAAAUUUGAUGCUUGUUAUUGUAAAAACCAUAGCUUUAUAUAAUUUCUUGUAAUAAUACUACAAUUUAUUUUCUAUUUUUUCUACUCAA
This is a messenger RNA of Papaver somniferum (opium poppy), 719 nucleotides long. Its product is annotated as rapid alkalinization factor-like. The record is from RefSeq and is a predicted model, not a curated record. The coding region runs from base 174 to 515 and encodes 113 amino acids. The transcript has a single exon. NCBI's taxonomy places the organism in Eukaryota, Viridiplantae, Streptophyta, Magnoliopsida, Ranunculales, Papaveraceae.